GACGGCGUGAGCAGCAGAAAGUAGCACAAAAGAAAAGCAGAGCAGCGCUGAGUGGCUCAGAGCCGCACCAAGACUGCAAGAGAGCAGGGACACAGUUCACUCAGGAGGGCGAGGACAUGCUUAAAUUGCCCGCUGCUGGACAGAGGAUUGAACACGGACGUCGUGUGUCGCGUUUGACUGCGUUUGAACUGUGUUUUCGGCCAAAGUGCGUAGCUGGAGCGAGUCUGAGAAAACAGAGCCGAGCCGCAGCAGCUUUAGCCCACGUUUGGACAUAUGAGAUGACGGCGGCUUCCUGUGGGCAGAGGAAGUGGUGUGUCUGUAGGACGGUAGCGGAUCUACACACCAGCGCAGAAGCUCUCAGUUAGCUGAACCGUCCAGCCUCGUCUCCGUUCUCCUGCAGUUCACGAUGGCUUUCUGCGGGCUGCUCUCCGUCUGUUUAUCCCUCAUAAUCAUCAUCGGCGGCUGCCAUGGCAACACCAUCCCCCGCAUCACCUUUCUUCUCGACAGUCCAGGCCGAGCAGUCAGCAUCUUCAAUCCUCCUGACGUAUAUAACACCACCACACUGCUGCUGAGUAAGGAUGAGGAGACUCUGUUUGUCGGAGCGAGGAACGCUCUCCUCUCACUCAGCGUCAACGAGGGGGGCGGCCUCAUCCUCAACAGGACGCUCGACUGGUCACCCACCGUGAAGGACCUCAACGACUGCUCCAUGAAAGGCAAGGAGAAGACGGACUGUCCGAACUUUGUACGAGUCCUGCAGGUGCUGAACUCCACCCAUAUGUACGCCUGUGGAACGUUUGCCUUCAGCCCUCGCUGCACCUACAUCAGCUCUCAGCAGUUCUCCCUGGUGACUGGCGGUAAGCCUGAAGAGGGCAGAGGUCGCUGCCCUUACAACCCCUACCAGAAGAACACAGCCAUCACUGUGGGUGGAGAGCUGUACACCGGCACGGUGGCGGAUUACAGGGGGAACCGGCCUGUUAUCUCUCGUCAUCUGAGUGAUGGAGGUCAUGUUGAUCUGAAGCUGGAUGAUACGCUGGGCUGGCUAGAUGAGCCCACCUUCAUCAGCUCAGCCUCCAUUCCCAGUGAGGAGAAGGUCUAUUUCUUCUUUAGUGAGAUGGGCCGGGAAUACGACUUCAUCGAUAAGUUCACCGUGUCUCGCAUCGCCCAGGUUUGCACAAGUGAUAAUGGGGGUCAGCGGACUCUGCAGCGGCGCUGGACUACCUUCACCAAAGCUCAGCUCCUCUGUCAGGCCAGCGGAGAACUGCCUUACAACGUCCUGCAGGACAUGACCACCCUCCAGCCAGCAGAGGGAGCCGCUGAGGACGACACGCUGUUCUAUGGCAUCUUCAGCUCUCAGUGGUCUGUAAACUCCGGCCGCUCUGCAGUGUGUGUGUUCAGCCUCAGGGACAUUAAAGAAGUUUUUGCUGGAAACUACAAAUCUCUGAGCAGGGAUACGCUGAAAUGGACCACACGAGUGCAGGAGAAGAUCACCAACCCUGGAGAGUGUGGCCUCCACAACGCUUCAGAUAACAUGCUGCGCUUUGUGAAGGAGAACUUCCUGGCUGAUAAAAGUGUCCUACCCGUCAAUCAGGAGCUGGCCAUGGUGUCACCUGAGCACCACUACAGCAACAUCGCAGCUCAGAGAGUGGGGCUCAAGGGAAAAGAGUACACCGUCCUGUACCUGCUCACAGAAACUGGCUUCCUGCACAAAGCUGUGCUUCUGGAGAAAGGCGUCCACAUCAUCGAGGAGAUCCAGGUGUUAACACGGCCUCAGCUGGUCAAAAACCUCCUGCUGUCCACCUCUAAGGGUGUGGUGUUAGUGGGCUCCUCUGAGGGAGUGGUAUCUGUUCCUGUCUCCAACUGCUCCUACUACUCGAGCUGUGCUGAGUGUGUGUUAGCCAGAGACCCUUUCUGUGGCUGGGACCCCUCGCACAAAGCCUGCACUGAUAUCUCCUCCAUUAAAGGGAAUGCUCGUCAGGAUGUGGAUGAGGGCAAUGUGUCUAAAGCGUGUGAAGCCCCUAUCACGCCCCGAUCACGCUCCGGCUCCGGCUCUCUCAAAACUCCUGCAACCCCAUGUCCUCCAGGUGAGCUGGUGUCCGUGUCUCUGAAUGAGGUGGUCCGUCUGCAAUGCCCAGCGGUCUCCCAUCUGGCCCAGCUCCACUGGGAACGGCCCAACAGCCAGAUCUCCCCGAAAAUCUACAUGCAGCAGGAAGACGGCAGCCUCAGCUUCCUCGCCACGCCGUCCACUCUGGGCCUUUACCUGUGCAAGGCUGAGGAAAAUGGCUUCACUCAGACGCUCAUCACAUACCAGGUCAGACAGAAGAGCAGCCCGACCCUCCAGCCUGUAACACCCAGCAGACCACAGGUCACACAAUCUUCCGAAACUGGACAAGCCUUCACCACUAAAUGGGUGACCACACUGCGGGCCAGGGAGGAGACGAUGCAGCCGAAUCCCAACAUGAAGGAGCCGCAGCCCACCGUGUCUGUCAGAGAGACACAAGCAGUGACCACAAGCAAGAGCAGCACGAACUUCUCAGAGAAUAAGCAGGGCAGGCUGGAGGUUGGAGUGGCUGGAGGGGAACAUCAGCUGCUGGCUAAGACGCCCAGCUACCUGCAGGAGCUGGUGGUGGUCUCUGUGCUGCUAGCGUUGUGCAUUAGCGCAUUGCUGACAAUUGCACUGUUCAGCGUCAGGCAGCGGUGUCGCAGCAGGACGGCCCCCCACAGCCCCGGCUCGCAGAGGGCAGGGGGCGCCUCGCCUCAGGAGAGUGAGGCGCUCAGGGGGAAUUCGCCAAGCGGGGGAAAACGCAACGGACACGCCAACAACGCUGCAAAAUCUCCAAAUACCCUUAGCAACGGCUCCAACGGCCACCUGCCCAACACGCCUAUCUGAGGACUGACUGUAGCACGUUUUUAAACCUUUUCGGUUCCCUGUGUUGCUCUCGGCCUGGUGUUAUCUAGGACUGCACAAUAUACACAAGACACCAUACUGUGACCUUAACAUUGCCUGGUACUGUAAUUAAUGCUUUUCCAUGCAUUAAUAACACACUGAGGAAUGGUUGAUGUUGCAUGGUUGAAGGAGAAUUUCACCAAUUUUACUAAAUUUCUCUGUAAUUAUGAGUGGUUUGGCCUGAAACGCUCCGUUACAGAGAAACGUGCAUAGUCAGAAUAGUUCACAGUGGGGGUGAUAGGAACCAGAGGCCGGAUUCACAAAAGCUUUCUUGGAAAAAAAACUUGCUAAGGUUUUUAGGACAAACACUAGGAAGUUCAUAAGAUUGGGCCUCAUUCACCAGUAUAUUCCUAAGUUUGUUCUUAAGUGUGUUCUUGAGAAAGGUCAUAGGAAAAAUUAAAGCGCAGAACUGUUCUCACCUUUGUGCUCUUGAGUGUGUAGAUUCUGUUCUUACCUAAGAACAAAUCCCAAUUCAUAAGAAAACACUGGUGAGUCUCAGAAUCUUCAUAAAAACUAAAAAAAAUCUAAAAAAAGUGGCUUUUAAGACAUUUAUCCUUGAGAACAGUUGACGAAUGAGGCCCGGUGUUCUUAAAUGCAAUCCUCAAAAAAACUGAAGUUCUGAAAUAUUUUCUUAGGAUAAUCUUAAUUAUUCUCCUGUUAUUUUCUUAAGAGAAUCUUCAUUGAUUUCUUUUGUCGGCUACGUUGCAUUUUACCACGUAAAAUAAACAAUGCAAGACACAUUUUGAGUUUGUAUUAACCGUUAUUUCUGUUAUUAAUUUAGUCCGAGCAAAAUGGAGGAAAAACAUCAAAACCAAGGGUUUAAAAUUUUAGCAAAUAAGAUCUGGAGGUAACGGAGGAACAAACAGCCAACCGAAAAAAAUCCUCAUUGAAAAAUAUGAUAGUUGUGGGGUAACGGACGAGGAUGAGGAGCAGCAGAGGCAGCAUCUGUGAUCAAUUUAGAUGCUCACCUCGUCGACUCUAACAGCCCGAGACUGUGUGAGUCUGUCGUAAGGUUAAGAAAACAUUUAAGAACAUAAUAUUUUCAAGAAAACCACUUGUUCUUAGAAUUAUUCUUAGGAAAACAAGUUAAGAAAAUUAGACAAUUCUUAAGAAGUUGUUAACAGUAGUAUAACAGUUUCUCUUAACUUUUUUCUUAAGAAUGAAGUUAAGAAAAAACACGUUUAAGAAGAUUUUCUUUCUUAAAACACUUUCGAGAAUCUGCCCCCAGACGUCUGAAGAGUUAACCGUCUCUAAAAGCUAAUUUAUCAGCAGCAUUACAUACAAAAACUCCAGACACCAGUAGGUUCACUGGUGGUUUUGGACAAAAAUCUGAGUCUCCACAGUGAACCAUUUCACACCAAACCACUCACCUGAUUUUAUUUACAUUUUAAUGAUUGAAUUAUCUAGAAUUCUUGAAAAUUUUCAUGGAAUUCUCCUUCAGGAUUGGCCAUUAUUUUGACCAACAGAACAUGUGAAUACCUCGAUUCAUGAAAACGCCAACAGACACUCACAUGGACCACCUGUUGUCUUGUCAGGAUGCUCACAGCACAAAGACGACCCUCUGUGAUUGGCUAAAGUUCAUUUUCAUGUUGCAGCCCACAGCAGCGCUCAGCGCCAACAGCAAAAUGCAGCCGAUUGCUUUAUCAUUAUUGCACAGGUCACACGUUGUGAACAGUGUAUUGUGCAGUCCUACUGUCAUUCUGUGUUAAUCUGGCUACACAGGUAUCAGCUGUCAUCUGUUUCUGAGCCGUACUCGGGCUAAUACUGUCUUCGCUUGACCUACCGUGCUGGUCCUCAUCGCAUAGUGGUACUUUUAGCCCAGUGUUUUUUUUAAUUCAGCACCUCGUAACACAGCACACAAGGACUUUCAGUCAGUGGACUCAAUGCUGUGCUCCUUUUUGCACUUUUUCAUGUGAAUAUUAGUCCAGUCUGUACAUAUGACAUGUAGUUUAAGUGACACCGAUGUCUCUUUCACUGUGACCGAGGAUCAUACAGAUGCGCGCGCGAUACUGCCAAACCACUUUCACACAAAACAGCUGUGGUUACCGUGAAGUUGCAGUGGUAAGAAAUGUUGUAGAAUGGUAGAGGAUCGACUUUCAAGGCUUCGUUAUGAACUUUUGAAACUCUGCAGUUGAUAAUUUAAUUGACUUUAAUUGAAUUUAACAUUUGCGACAGUAUUUUGUUUAGCUAGUGUAAGAAAUCAAAGGGGAACGCCGCCUGUUUUCCAAAAUUUCUGCAUAAUUAAGAUGUAAGCAAAGUCAUUGUAGAGAAACAUACAGACUUCAGUGUCUUUACAGUGGUGGUGAUGGGAACCAGGGGUCGCCAUGACUACAACACAAGUAUAGACAUUUUAUUUAUUAUCCAAAACCAGUGAACCUACACGAGUCCUCGGAGCUUUGUAUGGGACAUUAGUGGUGGGAAAAUAGUGGAACAUCUGG
Colossoma macropomum (tambaqui) is the source of this 5382-nucleotide messenger RNA. It is a transcript of the gene sema4ab, whose product is annotated as sema domain, immunoglobulin domain (Ig), transmembrane domain (TM) and short cytoplasmic domain, (semaphorin) 4Ab. NCBI's taxonomy places the organism in Eukaryota, Metazoa, Chordata, Actinopteri, Characiformes, Serrasalmidae. The record is from RefSeq and is a predicted model, not a curated record. Gene Ontology annotation, biological process: negative regulation of axon extension involved in axon guidance; neural crest cell migration; semaphorin-plexin signaling pathway. The coding region runs from base 407 to 2887 and encodes 826 amino acids. Gene Ontology annotation, molecular function: semaphorin receptor binding; chemorepellent activity. The transcript has 16 exons.